This is a messenger RNA of Durio zibethinus, 4835 nucleotides long. It is a transcript of the gene WAVE2, whose product is annotated as SCAR family protein. Gene Ontology annotation, biological process: positive regulation of Arp2/3 complex-mediated actin nucleation; actin cytoskeleton organization. The record is from RefSeq and is a predicted model, not a curated record. NCBI's taxonomy places the organism in Eukaryota, Viridiplantae, Streptophyta, Magnoliopsida, Malvales, Malvaceae. Gene Ontology annotation, cellular component: cytoskeleton. Gene Ontology annotation, molecular function: protein kinase A regulatory subunit binding; Arp2/3 complex binding.
UUUUCAGCAAACAAAAAAUGGGACUUCCAGACUGUAACAAAACGAUUAUUUCGGGGGAAUGGCUUGCUGUGUUGGCAAUGUCCUCAUCUUCUUCCCUUUCUCUCUCUUUCAGCAGUUAAGCUGCUCCAAUCUCUCCACCUACUCUUUUUACCCCUUUCUGGGAAUAUCAAAAUAACCGGUUUUAUUAUUAAUUUUAUAAUUUUAUUCACUCUUUUUAUUUAAUUCAUUCAAAGCAGUAAAGCUGCUGUUUUGUACAUAAAUCCUUUUUUUUUCUCAUGAAUUUUUAAAAGAAAAAUCGAAAAUGCCUCUGGUUAGAGCUCAGGUGAGGAAUGAGUACGGGCUUGGUCAGCCGGAGCUUUACAAGGACGUUAAUAGAGAAGAUCCUAACGCUAUUCUCGAUGGCGUCUCCGUCGCCGGUCUCGUGGGGAUCUUGCGCCAAUUAGGCGAUCUUGCUGAAUUUGCUGCUGAGGUUUUUCAUGGAUUACAAGAGCAAGUAAUGAGCACAGCGUCUAGAAGUCAUAAAUUGAUGAUUCGUGUGCAACGGAUUGAAGCUGCGCUUCCGCCUCUUGAGAAGGCUGUUCUUGCCCAAACAAGUCAUAUACACUUUGCUUACUCAGCUGGUUCUGAAUGGCACCCUCGAAUUCACAAUGAGAAAAAUCAUUUCAUCUACAACGAUUUACCUCGAUUUGUUAUGGAUUCUUAUGAAGUUUGUCGUGAACCUCCACGUCUGCACUUGCUUGACAAAUUUGAUGCUGUUGGCCCAGGAUCUUGUUUGAGGAGAUAUUCAGAUCCAACUUAUUUCAAAAGAGCAUCAGGUAGCUCCAUUGUAGAAGAUGCUGAGAAAGUCCCAAGAGAUAAGAAGACUCGUAAAAGCAAGAAUAGAAGAUCAUCUCACAGGCAUGGCAAACUAUCACGUGGUGCAUCAUUAUCAAAUCGCAGUGGCAGUAUGCAGUUUACUUCUCCAAUUGUUAAUGGGCAAACUUCUUCCUCUCAAACUGCAUCUACAGUUGACAUCGCACUGAAAUCUGAUGCGGGAGAGCAUUCAAAUUCUUUUGAUUCAAGAACUGGGUCGGGAUAUAUUGAAUGUGUUUUCAAUCGAGGUUCAUCCAUGCUACCUGAGGAACAGGAACCCAAGGAAGUGUCUUCUAGGUUGAUGCAAGAAACUAAUACCCUUGGUUCAAAUUUUCCUGUUGAACAAAGCCGGGUUAUAGAUGAUAGCUUUUCACAUAGUUCAUCUCAAGAUCAGAUUGCCCCAAGUUCAUUUUGUGUAACAUGGGAUGAAAAGGCUGAAAUAGUGGAGUCCAAAGCAGCAAAUUGGGAUGGAGAUAAAGUUCUAGAGAUGAACUUUGAUGCAGAUGUGCAGGAAACACCAGCUGCCAACCUUGGAAAUCUAGUCCAAACGGAUAUCCUGUUUAAUGACAUAGAUGUUCCCCAAUCAAGCUCUAUUGAGAAUCGAAAUGAUGAAAUUGAAAGUGAACCAGAUAAUUACAUGGAUGCACUGAACACAAUAGAAUCAGAAUUUGAAAAUGACAUUGAGUGCCAUACAAAACGAGAAGUGGAGCAGUGUUCCAAAAAUGAUGUUGAGUGCCAAACAAAAUGGGAAGUGGAGCAGAGUGAUGAUGCUAAAAAUGUUAACGAUGAGAGUAGAGAAGAUGGAACGCGUGCGAUUAUGGAUGGCAAUGCAGAUCGUCAUCCAUCUAUCAUUGAAUCCUCUGCCUCAUCCAAUAUUAUUUCAAACAAUGGGAUGUCCUCGAGUUUACCUGAUCCAGUCCCCUCUGAGAAUUUUGCCAGUGAACGGAUGCCUCAAAUCUCAGGGAAAUCUCCUCAUCCUGACCAUUCACCUGUCACUAAUUUAUGUGUGAGUGAUGAAAUUUGUAGUGGUUCACUAGUGGAAUCUGUUAUCAGUGAUCCAUCAUCAUCCACUGGCUCUACAUUUUCCAAUACGCAUGAUCCAGCAAGUGAUAGGAUCAUAAACAGUAUCAGGGACUCUCAAAACUCCCAGACUGAAUUUUCUGGUGUGCAUUCAGUUGGUUUGUGGACAAAUGGUGGUCUUUUGGGGCUUCAGCCAUCAAUACCUCCUGAUUUUGGUAUAUCAACUACAGCUCAUUGUUCUGCAGCCAAAAAUAGUGAAGCAUUUGAUCCUCCAAAUCAAACUCUUAUGCCCUUCCACAAAGGACCUAGAGGAAAUUCAGGUACAGUGAUUGAGAAUGCAGAAAGUACUGAGAAGGUUCCACGUUCAUGUAGUGAUAAAACUUCCCUUCUUGAUAAUUUUAAUGGCAUUGACUUCUGCCUAAACACUUCAUUGCCACACGAAAACAAGCACCAGGUCAAUCCUAUUGUCAAACCUACAUCUAUUGAAACUGAUGAAGAGAAUGAUAACAACUCAUCUAGGAUGUUUGGACUUGGCCACAAGUUGCUUGUAAAUGGCUUUCGCAAAAAGGUGUCGAUUGACCAUGAUGGUGAAUCUGAACCAGCUACUUCUACAAAAACUGGGGUAUUGGAGUGGAGGAAUGGGCAGCAGGGCAUAUCAUACCAGAAAAUUCCUUGGCCAAUCUUCAAUGAGCAGAUUGAAGAUGGAUCUCCUGUAAAUUCACUUACUUCUUCUCCACCACUUGAACAUAUGAAAAUAUCUUUCAACCCUAUAGAUGGAUUUGAGACUUCUAAACUCAGGUUGCAAUUUCCUGAUGGGAAUCGUUAUCAGGAAAGUGCUAGGGACAUGUUUCCUUCAUUUCAGUUGGUCCCAGUGCCUGCUUUUCCAGUGCAUGGUGUUGCUUCAGACACUGAUGAUGAUACUUUCUGUAGAUCAUCCCCUUAUAUGUCUGAUGCUUGCCUUAGUUAUUGCUCUGAGUCAAAUUCUGAGCAGUGGGAAUCUGGUGAAACCCCUGAAAGCAAGGACCAUGAGUUAUAUGACGCAUUAAGUAGAUUGUCAUCAAUGGAAUCUGUUUCAAGCUCCUUGCAAGUUGGGGAAGCAGCCAAUAAUGGCAUCCAUGUUAAUGGUGGAAAUAAAACAAUAAUUCCUGGAACUGGUGCAGAACCAUCUCUAUGUGUGACGCUUGAUCUCCCAAGUUUUGAUGCCAUUAACCCUGUACUACUUGAUGAAACAAAAAGCAAUUCUGGUAAAAAAAACCAGCUAGAAUUGCAAAAUUCUACGGAGCUCACACCAUUACCACCACCACCUCCUCCUGCUCAAUGGCGGGUUUCAAAACCCUGCAUGGAUGAGGCAGAAGAAAGACAACAUUCUUUAUCAGAGUCACUCAGAUGUGAGCUUGAUCUGAAACUUUUAGGAUCUACUGUGUCUCAGAAGCCUAAGUCACCCUCAGUUAAUCAACAAAAAGUAAAUAAUGAGGCAAUUGCAGUAAAACCUGAGAAGAAGGUAGACCAAGUGAGGUUGAUUAGGCAGAAAGAGGCAAACCCGCUCAGCAGUGACAGGGGGAUGGAUGAAAAGGAAGAUUUCUUACAUCAGAUCAGAACUAAAUCUUUCAACCUAAGACCCACGGUCACUGCAAAACCAAAUGUUACUUCUGGCCCCACUACCAAUGUCAAAGUCACCGCAAUUUUGCAGAAAGCAAAUGCAAUCCGCCAGGCUGUUGGGAGCGAUGAUGGUGAAGAUGAUGAUAACUGGAGUGACACAUAAUUAUUUUGGAAUACGGGUGCAGAGGAUAGUUGGAACUAAAUUCUCGCACUCUUGAGUUUCCGCAUUUGGUAAGGCUGUUUAACAUGUGUAUAAUACUAGUUUCUCCUUGUAAGUAGUUAGCAGGGCUCAUCUUGUAUGCGAUUAUUUGCAUUAAUUUCUUGAAUAGCUGAGUCCUGAUAUAAGUUUCAACAUUGAGGCAAUGAUUCGUGCAUAAUGCAUGAGAAUAUAUGGUAAUCUUUUGAGUUCUGUUUUUCAUUUUUUAAUUUAUUUUAAACGGGACAUUGAUUAGGAAUAGGUUAACAUUAACGUGACCUAACCCGAAAACAGGCAAAACUUGGGUUUCAGAAAUUAACAAAUGCAACUUGCUAUAUAGAUUAGUUCUUUAGUUUCUGUCAACGUCUGAGAAAGCAUCUCAAUUUGGGCGUUGAAUUGAAGGGUGGAGUCUUCGGCCGUCUUUAGAACAAGGAUCUUGUCAGUUUCUGCAGAAAAAAAAAAUAUAUUUCAAUGCCUGUCUGUGUUGCUUAAAAGUGUCAUCUUAAGGCAAUUUUCAACGGUAGCGAAAACAGAGCAGUGCCGCGUAAUUGGUUGGACGAGUAGCCUGCCACUAGCUUGAAUUUGAAUCACUGCUUUGUUUCCGUGUUUUUUGCAUUGAAAUUUUCAAUUUAGUUGUGGGAUUCAAGUCAUCGUAUUUUAUCCAAAAUCUUUGUUUUUUUUUAAUCUCACAAGAAAGCCUUAAAACUAAACAAUAAAGUUAUUAGAAUAUUGGGUCUUCCUGUAUUUGUUUAAUUUGUCAUAUGGUAUAUGUUUUUGACUAUGCCAUUUUUUUUUUCAAGGCAUAGAACCCAUCACCAAAUAAAUCAAUAAAGAAAAGAUCGAAGAAGAGUUGAAAAAAAUUGAUGCCAGGUUUAGCUGGAACAGGUAUCAAAAUUCCAACCCACCGGUUCUCUAGUGAAUUAAUUAUUUUGCAAGUUGGAUGCAGCAGCAACUUCGUAGCCAAUUAAUGGAGUCAAAAAAGGAUCAAGGUAAAUGGUAAAAAAAAAAAAUACUAAAUGUAGAAUUCAAAGAUAAAGAUGACAGUCACAUCACACCCACUAUGAAAAGGAUUUUUCCCACUAAGAAAAAAAUGGUCAUAAGAUUAUAUGCGCCAUCUUAGAGUAAAUUCAAGGAUCGGAAUAAAAAUGAAAGGAAUUAACUGAGCUUU